Messenger RNA from Dictyostelium discoideum AX4, 6855 nucleotides. RefSeq lists its product as hypothetical. Lineage: Eukaryota; Evosea; Eumycetozoa; Dictyosteliales; Dictyosteliaceae. The record is from RefSeq and is a predicted model, not a curated record. The transcript is spliced from 3 exons. Gene Ontology annotation, biological process: double-strand break repair. The coding region runs from base 1 to 6855 and encodes 2284 amino acids.
AUGGCAAGAUCUGGUGAAAAAAAGAGAAAGUCAACAUCAUCCUCUUCAACAACAAAAUCAACUCCAUCAAUAGCAGAAACACCAACAUCUACACCUCCAGUAACAACAACAUCAACAAAAACUUUGGAUGAUUCAUUACAAUCACCAAAAAAAUUAAAAUCAAAUAAUGGACAACUAACAACAAGUACAGGUUCACCACAUCAAAGUAGAUUAUCAUUGGGUGGAUCUACUUUGGUUACAAAAGAUAUACCUGAAAGUAUUUUAUUAUCAAGAAAAGGUGAAAAAGAAUUAAUUGAUACACCAAAAAAUUUUAUUCAAUUAAAAAUUACAUGUAAAGAAAUGUUUCAAAAUAGUGAUAAUCAAGACAUAGAUAUUUUAUUUUCAGAUUUAUCAAAUUUUCCAAUUAAAGAUGAAAUUACUUAUCAAAAAUUUCUUACUACAUCAAAUCGUAAUGUUUUAAUAUGUUAUUUUGAAGGUGAAAGAAUUUUAGAUAAUGGUAGUGAAGAAAUUUUAGUUGAUGUAACACCUUCAAAAAAUAUUUUAUUAAAAGCUGGUACUUCAGAAUAUAAUUUUCCAAAUGCAAUUGCAGAAUUUAUUGAUAAUUCAAUUCAAGCAGUAAGAUUAAAUCCACCAGGUAAAAGAGAGAUCAAGGUUACAAUCAAUAGACCAAAUUCAGAUUUAAGGACGACAUCAAUUAGAAUUUGGGAUAAUGGAUGUGGUAUGAAUAAAGAUGCUUUACAAAGAUGGGCGACUAUGGGUUUAAGUCAAGCAGAUUUAUUGGAUAUAAAUGGAAAUGAUAGUGGUAAUAAUAGUAAUGGUGGUGAAGGUGGAUCAGCCACAGGGGCAGCUUCAUCAUCAAAUAAUAAUAAUAAUAAUAAUAAACAAUUGGCACAUUCAAGUGGUAGCGGAUCAAGUGAAAAAGCUACAGGUUUAAUAUCUAGAUUUGGUGUUGGUGGUAAGAAAGCAGCAUUUUAUUUAGGUUCAGAGGUGGUUGUAAAUACAAAGGUUUGUGGUAAUGAAUGGGUGAAUCAAGCGAAAAUUUCAUUGGACAUUUUAAAUUCAACGGGUGAUCAAGAAUGGAAAAUACCAAUUAUCAUUAGAGAACCAUCAAAUGUAGAGAAAAAACAUGAUCAAUUCACAGAGGUUAUAAUUAACAAUGUCAAUAUGUCAUCAGAGAAUUUCCAAUCAACAAUGGAUUCAUUGGCUAGAGAUUUAGCUCAUAUAUAUUAUUAUUAUUUACACGAUGUUGGCGAACAAUCUCAUUUCACACUUGGUGAUAAUAAUUCACCACUUAAAAAACAAAAAACUUUAACAUCUUCAUCACAAGCUAAUGGUACAACUAAAAAAUCAUCAUCACAACAACUAAUUGAUGAAGCAAGUUUAGAAGAGGAUGUAGAUAUAGAAGAUGAAGAUGAAGAUGAUGAGGAUUAUGAAGAGGAUCAAGAUGAGAAUAAUAAUAAUAGUAAUUCACAAUCAUCAUCAUCAUCAUCAUCACGUUAUAGAAUUAAUUAUUCAAAUGAUAAAAAGAAUUCAUAUAAAUUAAUGUUAAAUGAUAAGGAUUUAAGUGAUGUAGAUGAUUGUAUUGAAUCACAAUAUAUUAAACAAGGUAAAAGAUUUAAAGUUUUCGAUUUCUCAAUACCAAUUAAAGACGCAUCAACUGGUUUAGCAAAUAAUGCAAAGGUGGUGUGUCAUUUACGUUAUUUCCCAUUUUUGAAUGAACAUGAAUCAAUGCCAAUACCAAAUAAAAUCCUUCAAGAUUCACCAGAGCUAAAUUUGAAAACUUGUCCAUUAUCUUUAAGAAAGCCAGGUUUUGAAGUUUUUUGGAAUGGUAGAUUAAUUUCAGAGGCACAUAUCGAUCGUUUAGGUUUUAUGUCCACUGGUACAUUGGAAGGUUCAAAAAUUGAAGAGAGAUGGGUACAAAGAGUAAAGGGUGCAAUCUUUUUAACAUCUCAUUUCCCUGUAACUCAUAAUAAAAUGCAUAUAAUCAAAGAGUCACCAGUUUUUGAUCUAUUGGAUCAACCUGCUGCAGGUGGUAAAAUUGCAAAACUUGAAUGGAAACGUUGGUUACUUCAAUGUCAUAAACUCGAUCAAGACAUUCAGUUCAAAGGUGCCAAAUACGAUACGGUCUCAAAUAGAACCACUUGUGAAACCAUCACUAUUCGUGGUUUAACAGUUGCCAUUGAUGACGCAGUUCAAAUCGCACGUCUUCAUAAGGGUAUUGUAAAAUCAAUCUAUUUCAUUGGUCGUCCAGAUUAUCGUGCUUCCGAUUUCUAUGUUGAAAUCGAUAAACUUCAUUAUAAACAAAUACCAACUGAAAGUUUUCUUUGUUCAAAAAUUUCUAAAAAAUUCUCAAAAAAUGAAUAUAUCACAUUGAUUCAAGCUUGUAAGAAAAGGUUACCUUCAAAAAUUAAAUUCUUUGAAGGUGAUAAAGCAAAUUUACCAAAGGAGGUCUAUUUAGCCGGUGAAAAAAUCAAAUGGGUCUCUUGUACACUCAUGGAUAGUCAAAAUCCUCCAAAAGAAGUUGAAAGAAAAAUCAUCGAGGAAGAAUCCUACAAAAUAAUGUUUAGUGUAAUCUAUCAACCAACCGGUGAAAAUGUACAUAAAAUGGAAACUAGUGUCUUCUAUGACUCUUCACGUGUUUCUUUUGGUGAUAUAGAUUGUUUCAAACGUACUGGUACUUAUAGUUUAAUUUUCGAAUGUAAUGAUAAAUCUGUUAAAAAAGCAACUCAUUUCGUUUCAGUAGUUGCUGGUAAACCAACUUCAAUUAAAGCAACAUUGGAAGGUAUUGAAGAUAUUAAAUCUUUAAAAGUUCAAAUUGGUCAACAAUUACCACCUCUUUUAAUCUCUUUAAUUGAUAAUGAUAGUAAUUUAGUAUCAAUAAAUCAAAUACCAAAGAAAUUACAAUUUAAAGCAUUUUCAUUAGAUGAUGAUGAAAAUGAAGAUAAUGAUUCUCAAACUUUAUCAUCAUCUCCACCACAAGAUAAAGAUGAUAAAAUGGAUACAGAUGAAAUAAAUAAUAAUAGUAAUAGUAAUAGUAGUAAUAAUAAUAAUAAUAUUAAUAGUAAUGGUAUUGGUUUAAUUGGUGGUAAGGAAAUUACAUUAAGUAAAUCAAAUAUAACAAGUGAAUUAGUUAAUAAUCAAAUUAUUGUAAAAGGUUUAGUAUUACCAAAAGCAGAAUUAAAUGACGAAUCAGAAUUAUUGGUAACUAUUCAAAUUGUUAUGGAUGAAUUUAAAUUAAGAAUACAACCUUUUACAUUGAUUUCAGGUGAACCAGUUACAAUGACAUUCACAGAGCAAUUAACAUUUAUAGAUUCACCAAAAGGUCAAUUAAAACCAAAUGUUGAUGAAUUGGAUGGUUAUAUGAAUCUAACUUAUUUACCUCAUUUCUAUGUUUUUGUAAAUGAUAAAGAUGGUAACAUUUGUAGAUUACCAUCAAAGAAACCAGUUUCAACCAUAACAAAUAGUACACAAACUACAGGAAGAGGUAGAAAACCAAAACAACAAGUUCAACAAGCUUCAGCCAUGGCAGAGAAUCCACCAUUUUAUAUUAUGGUUAGAUCGGAUAGUUUUGAUGAAUCAAUUUAUUAUGUUUGCGAUGAAAAAGGUUGUUUCUCAUUAUGUACUUAUACAAUUAGUGGUAUUACAAAAAAUCCAAGAGUUACUCCACCACCAACAGCAAUUUUAAUUCAUGAAAAAGUUGAAAAAGAUUUUGAACCUGAUGAACCUACUACAACUAUAACAACAACACAAUCAAAAAAUAAAAAGAAACAACAACAACAACAACAAGAACAAAAUUCUUAUUCAAUUGCAACAAUUAGUUUUACAUUAUUUAAAGAUAUGAAUGAGUUAUUUACAGUAUCACAAAAAAUUAAAAUUUUACCAUCAUUUAAACCAUCUUAUAUUACAUUACAUCCAUUAACUGAUAUUAUUGAGGUUGAUAAAGAUUCAUUUACAACUCAAGCUUCAGCAGAAAUUAAAUUUGGUAUAAAAAUUUUAAGUGCUGGUGGUGGUAAUAGAGGUCCUUUCUUAUUGAAUGGUUUAAUUGGAUCAGUUCAACCUGGUUGGUCACCAAAAACAUUGGAUUUCCAAAUGAAUAGUACUGCAAGUGAUUCAAUUGCCACUGGUAGUAUGGUGAUUUUACCAACGAUCGUUGCCGAUAGAAAUACACGUUUCAAUAGAUAUAAUGUUUCAGUCGAUAUUCCAUUGGGUAAACAAACGGUGAAACAAUUCUCUUUAAUGGCAGAGAAUAAAGAUCAUAUUAUCACAUUGAAAAAGGAUUUCACAAUUCAAACCGUUGGAGGUGCACCAUCUUAUUUCGUUUGUAAUUUGGGUCGUGGUGUUGGUGCCGCUAGAUGUGAUAGUGAAAUCACAUUGGAGAUUGGAUUGAAUGAUCGUCGUCAUAAUCCUGUCGCACCAAGUAAUUUAAAAUCAACAAAACCAAUUGAACCAUUCUUUGAACUUUCUUAUCAACAAGGUUAUAGCUCUCAAAUUCCAUGUUUCAUAAAGAGUCAAAGUGUUGGUGAGUUUGAUGUCGAUAAAAAUAUUUAUCCUUGUAAGGUAACCGUGGUUGGAUUUGGUAAACUAAACAUUAAAGUCAUUGAUAAAAGUCAACAAAUUAGUGAAUGUUCAAUGAAUUUCGAUUGUAUCGAAGGUAGAGCCGCUCAACUUUGUGUUAAUGGUUCAAAUAAAACUACAAUUCAGUGUAGUGGUGGCCAAUUAUUAGAUGAAAUUACAUUUUUGGUUUGUGAUACUCAAGGUAACCCAACCCGUUCUAUCACUGGUGUCGAUACUGAGUUAGAAUGGGUGGAUUUUACUUCACCAUCGUCUGUACCAAUCGAUAUUAAAAGUAGAGUUAAAAUAUCAAAGGGUGAAGGUAAGCUAAGUAAUUUAGAAGUUAAAGCAAAUGCUGAGGAGGGUACUUUUGUAUUACGUGUUAAACCAAAACAAUUGGAUAUUCAAGAGGCAUUGGUUUCAUUUGUUGUACGUGGUAAAUUUUCAAUAGUUUUAUUAGAUUCUCAAAGUUUACGUAUCACUCCAACCAAUUCAAUCACAUCACUCUCUGUUAUGUUAUUAAAUCCUGAUAAAGUUCCAAUGGUCGUACCAAAAGAAACAAUGAAACUUUUAACUGUAAAUAAAACUUAUCCAUGCACUGAAAUCACUUUCCCCAAUGAUGACGAAACUAAACCAGUCUAUUUAUUCAAUGGUGUUGCAUUCCCAAAGAAAGCUGGUCCAACCACUGUAACCUUUACUCAUAAUGUACGUAGUUCAAAGAAUACUAAAAUUCAAAUGGAACAAGUUUUAAUCGUUCAUCCAGAUUAUCCAACCAAACUUUCAAUUUGUGGUCAAAUUAAAUUUUCACCAACAACUUCAAUACUUGGUCAAAAAAUUGGUAUCAUUGCAACUGAUAACUUUGAUAAUACUGUAGUAGUUGAUGGUUCAAUUAGAGUUACCAUUGAAAUUUCACCAAAUCAUCCAAAUGCUGGUUCAUCCAAUAGUAAUUAUGUUUUACCUACAUUUUCAACUACUACUGGCGGCGGUGGCUCAAAUAAUAGUACUUAUUUAGAAGAAUCAUUUAAAUCAAUGGAUGGUGAAGCAACAUUUGAAGAAUUAAAACUUAGAGAUUCAAUUGGUACAAGUGGUCCAUUCCAAUUGGUUUUCACUCCACAUAUACCUUCAAUUCCAACUAUUGAACCAUUAAGAAUUGAAUUCUUUUAUCAAAAUCAAAAAGAAUCAUUAGAUAAAAAAGUUAAACUUCAACAACAACGUGUUAUACUAGGUAAUGAAAUUAGUGAUAUUGAUAAAGAACUUGAGGAAUUAAAACAACAACAAUCGAAAAUUUUAAAUGAAUACACCAAUUCAAAACACCAAGCCGAUGAAAUAUUUAAUCAUCUUUCAUCAUUAAUACCAAAUUUAAAUCCUGAAGCAAAAACUAAUCCCGAGACUAUAAAGAAAUUAAUUUCACAAACAACUCAAGAGAUUGAAGAGUUAACCAAUAGUAAUCGUCGUCGUCCACCUUAUCCAAAUAAUCCAACAUCUCGUGAACUUUUCGAAAUACAACGUUCCACCAAUGAUUCUGGUAUAGUUGGUGUAAUUAUGGAUUUGUUUUUCGUUGAUGAUGAACGUUUAGGUCAAUGUUUAGCCAACUUUUUAAAAUCUAAAAUGGAGGGAGUUGUAUUCCAAAACAAACAAACCUUUAGUCAUUAUUAUGAUCGUUAUAGUAGUAAAUCGGUUCAACCGGUUUUCUUUGUUUCUUUGGAUACUCUAAUACCUUUUACACCAAAGAAAAGAUAUCAAAAUGGAAGUCAACAAUCUCAAUACCCUCAACCAACUCCUCCAAAUCAAUUGGAUAUUCAAACCUAUGAUGGAGCACCAACUGCUGGUUUCGUUGGUUUCGUUGUAAAUAAAGUUCAAUUAAGAGAAAAACAUGAAUUCCUUAGACCAACACUUUGCUUCACUCUAUUCAAAGAGAUGAUGAUUUUCAAUACCCUCAAACAAGCUAUGGAAUAUAAGAAUUUUGCCGCUCAAAGAAAAUUCCUUUCACCACCAAUCAUUUGCCUAGAGAAUGGUGAGUAUUUGGAUUCUUCUGGUUUCGUUGAAAUUGGUAGAGUUCCAAACUCUAGAAAUUGGCAUCAAAAUUUAGGUCAACUUCCUCCAAAUGAAACACCAGAGUUUGCUCAAUUAAAAGCUAAAAAGAAUGUACUAGAGGAAUAUCGUAUCAUUAAACAUAAAAUGCAUUCAAAUAAAAAAGGUGCUGAAGUUCAAGAUUAUAUGAAUAAAAUAGAUGGUUUAAAACAACAAAAGAAAGAAAAAUCCGCACAAUUAUUACAAGUUACAAAUGAAAUUUCAAAUAUAUAA